Molecule: messenger RNA, 2292 nt
Organism: Cotesia glomerata
Lineage: Eukaryota; Metazoa; Arthropoda; Insecta; Hymenoptera; Braconidae
Product: kelch-like protein 17
Exons: 9
Coding region: 386-1876 (496 amino acids)
Molecular function (GO): protein binding
Source: RefSeq, a predicted model, not a curated record
CGGAGCUGUUAUGUAUAUGUAUUGUAUCGCGAACCUGCGUUAGAAAAGCGAGCGCGUCCUUUUUAUUUCGCUUUCGGUCGCUUUCGUUUCAAGUCUCUUAAGUUGUUCUGGUGGUUCCUGUGUCUGUGCCACAACUAUAUACAGUUUAACUAAAUCCGGCAACGUUGUUAUUGUAUUUUAUUUGCUUCUCAACACGUCUCACUGAUUGUUGAGUGAUUUUCAAAAGUUUAAGUGCCAAAGAAAAUUUUUAAAAACUUGCCUUUGUGGUCUUGAUUGUUUACCAAGUCGAUAAUUUUUAGUGACUAUUCAAGAGACAAGUGUUUACUCACGAGUCCACGUGAGGCUUAUUGUUGCAGUUUUCGAGAUAGAAUAGUGGCAAAUAAUAAUGGGCACUAGAGCUGUAGGAUUAGGAAGUGCUGGAGGAGCUGGAGUGGUCGGAGAAGCUGGUCUAGCGGGUGUACCACGACUUCUUGAAGAUUUGACGAGACUUUCUGAGGACAAUGAGUCUGCGGACAUUGUUUUUCUACUUGGGAGAGACGAAACUCCUGUUUAUGGUCAUCGGAUUAUUCUUCAAGUCAGGUGCAAAAAUUUCACAACACCAAAACGAAUGGGGAACUCGGGGAACCCAACGCCUAUCAGAAUGCCUCAUGCUCAUCCCGAGACAUUUCGACAGUUCAUUCACUACGUCUACACGGGAAAAAUAAUGCUCCAAGACAGCGGAAUUUUUGAAAUGCUCGCUUUGGCUCAAGAGCUCGGAGUCGAGGAGCUCUGGAGGAGUUGCGAAGAACAUGUAUCAGCAACUUUGAGUCCCGGAAAUGCAUGUGCACUUCUUACGGCGGCUCUAGAUGCUCAAGACCGAGUUCUUGGUGGAAAAGGAGCUUGCUCAUCGUUCAUCGAACGCUGUUUUGCAUUUAUAAGCGACAAUGCUAUUGAUACAGUAAAAACUCCAGCUUUUAGCAACUUACCCAAGGAUGCUCUGGUGAAAUUGAUCUCCUCUGACUACUUGGGACUUGAAGAAGAAGACGUAUGGCGUGCUGUCCUCAACUGGGCUAAAUAUCAAGCAGGUGUUACACAACCGACUCAACAUUGGACCGAAGAGGAGCGUGCUCGUGUUUGUCAACAUCUAGCUGGUGUUAUUAAUCACGUUCGAUUAUUAUUGAUCGACAGCCAUGUAUUUGCUGAAGAAGUCGAGCCAACUGGUGCUGUGCCCAUUGAACUAUCACUCGAAAGGUAUCGUUAUGCCGCAGUACCCAACAAGUACUCAGAAAUUUGUGCUGACAAGCGCCUGCAGCCCCGAAUCGGGCCUCUGCUGUUCCCAGGAUCUCAAAUCCUGUCUCGAGACAAAAUGGGAUAUCAACGACUGCUGAAUCAGUGGUAUGGAAACCCCAAGCAAAAUUGGCGACUAAUUUAUCGCGCAUCCAGUAACGGGUACUCAGCAUCAGCAUUCCACCGUCAUUGUGACGGCGUCGCGCCAACUUACACCAUCGCCUUGAGCUCGCGAGGCGAAAUAUGCGGUGGGUUUAGCGAUGUUGCCUGGGACAAAACAAGUGCCAAGGGUCACUACAUAUCUGCUGAGAAAGCAUUUCUUUUUACGCUUACCAAUAAUCAGGAUGUCCCGCCAACUAAAUACGACCUUAUUAAAAAGCCAUUCGCUAUUUGCUAUCAUCCUGAUAUUGGUCCAAUCUUUGGAGCAGGAGCAGACUUGUUGAUAUCAAACAAUUGUAACGUUAAUUUAGAAAGUUACAGUAAUCUACCUCACACCUAUGACGGUGAAAAUGCCUCAAGUACAAUUUUAAUGGGCGAUUAUCACUUUACUGUCCUUGAUUAUGAAGUGUUUACUUUAAACGGCCCGAUUUCAAAGUCUGAAAGACACUAAAACCUUAAAAACAAAUUACAUUCCUCAAGAUAACACUUGAACCUGACAGUACGUGACUAAGUACACUAACCCAGUGUCACAAUCCACUUAUCCAGUUUUAUCCAGUCCAGAAUUCUUCCAUUUAACGUAAGUCACAUUUUUCCUUAACUAUUUUUACCAUUAUCAUUUUAUUUUCUUAUCGUUCUCUCCUUAAUCAUAUUUACUUGAUUGUUUAUAUGAUACCUUUCCAUUAAUUAAAGACAGUUUAGGGAUUAGAGUCUAACAAGUGUCAUGAUUAAUAAUUGAGAGAUUUAGUGGCUAUGAAAGGAUAUGGAGCCUGGUGAGAGCUUCGUUUUUAGCUUAGUAUUUAUUUAAAUGCUCUGAAUAAAUUUGUCGUUAAUAAUAUUAAUAAAAAAAAUAAAAAUGAUGCAAGAAAA